This is a messenger RNA of Lactuca saligna, 1265 nucleotides long. NCBI's taxonomy places the organism in Eukaryota, Viridiplantae, Streptophyta, Magnoliopsida, Asterales, Asteraceae. The record is from the annotation of a GenBank genome assembly.
AUGACCGAUUCCACAAAUAAUCAAAUUUUGGGUUCCAGAUUUUCGGAUCUAUUUGGGUCGGGUCUAGACCCGUGUACAUCGUCUACAACAGUUUGCGCACCCGCACGCAGUCAUCAGUCCUCAACCCUCAAAAUGAACCAUAGCUGUACCCUGUUCCUUACUCCCUCCACUAUUUGCUCCAAUUUCGCACCCAAAUUCAAUGGCCUCAACACUUUCAAGAUUCUCACCAACACAAGGAAAUCAUCCAAAAUAAGCUGCUCUGGCGCCGACAAUUCUCAAAAUCAACAGCAACAACUCAAUCUAUCUGUUCUUCGCUUCACGUUAGGAAUUCCUGGAUUGGAUGAAUCGUAUUUACCCAGAUGGAUUGGCUAUACAUUUGGAUCUCUUCUGAUUUUGAAUCACUUCCUGGGUUCGAAUUCAACCACCGUGACGCCGGCCCAGCUUAGAACGGAGAUACUUGGUCUUUCUUUGGCAGCAUUCUCCGUCAUGCUUCCCUACAUUGGGCAGUUGCUGAAGGGUGCUACUCCGGUGAUUCAAGCAAACAUCCCUGAAGGCGCUGAGCAAAUCUUUGCAAUGUCACCGCAUAUAUCUGAAACCAUGAAGGAGGAUUUAGCCUGGGGAUCCUACACACUAUUACGUAACACAAACACCAUUUCUGUGCUUAUAUCUAUCCAAGAUGUGAUAUGCGUACGUGGCUAUUGGAACACACCCAAAACCAUGAGCUUAUCAAAAGAACAAGCUGUUGAAUGGUUUAAGGAACAAAUACAACGUAUCGGCCUCUUUAAUCUGACAGAUACCCUUUAUUUUCCUCAAAGAUCAGAUUCUGAGCUCUGGGACAUGCUUCCUGAAGAGACACGUUCUGUAUUGGUUUUGCCUGUGCUUAAAGGGAACAACUCUAAAGACAAGAUUACAGGUUUUGAGGGAUUAAGAAGAGAAGUUUUUUUUGUAUCUGGGGAGUGUUUGGAUGUGUGUUUUGAAAGUGAUUAGCGGAUAAUCAGCUGUAAAAACAGUGUAUAGUAGGAUAUUAUACUUAUGUUAAGAUUGAAUGAAAUAAUAAAUAAAAGAGUAUACAAGUAAUGAAGUAGGUUAUGGAUGUAUGUGUAUGUGUGAAAAUGACAAAAUGGGAAGGGUUUGGCAUUAAAUUACUGAAAACGAUGGGAAGGGUUUGAAUCAAUAUCAAUACAUAUGAAAUGUAAAUUCCAUUGACAAAUUUUAUAAUAGAAUUAAGAGAUAAACGACUGUUAUAAUUUGUUUAGAUAAAAGCC